GGGAGAUAAAGGCACCACUCCGACAUGUCAAUCACUCGAUCGAUCAGCGCUCCCCGCAUCAAGAAAAGCCCCAGCUUUAGCUCCGAAGCUUCGAGCCAAGGUGGGAAACGGCAGCCGCGCGCGGAGAAGAUGGUGGGAAUCUUCUCCAGGUUCUCCGCCGGCGGUGCCCACCGCCGCGCCAAGAGCGCCGUCGAGGUUGUGGAGACAUUGGCGCCCAACAUGGAGACUGGGGAGUCUGACCCAGCAGCUGUUGCUGGAGACAGUCCACAUGGCAUCGAGGUCGGCAUUGAGUUCAAGCCAGUGGAGCACCCUGUGGAGCCUGUCAACCUUGAUCAACCGGUGAAAUGCCCGCUUCCUGAGCCAUCUAUACUGCAUGAUGGGAGGAUAUGGCAAGAGAGGAUGUCUACAGCGGGUGGACGGGUGAGGACAGACUUGCCGGUCGUGAAGGAAGGAUCGCAGCUCGACUCCGACAGCAGUGGAACACGGCCGCGAUCUGCGGUGCGAAAGCGUGCCAUACUGCCCUCUGUAAGUGCCCCUGAGCAUAACAUCCUGGCGCUGCUUGACGAGUGUGAUGUGACAGAGACCCAGCGUCCCGCUGAAUGAGCCUUCAGUGCAUACUGCCUUGAACUGUAUUUUCUGCAUUAAUGUCUCUCCCAUCUUUGCCACUUGUCAAAUGCCGCGAGCUGAACACAGCUAUGUUAAAUCUCAGAACUUGCAACUAUAGCAACGGGCUUUUGUGUGGAUUGUUCUAUAAAUAGUUAUACGAGUGAAAGCAAGCUGCAGUACAUCAUUCGCAGUUGUUGAAGACAAUACUGAGAUGCUUGGCUUCGUUUUGGUGGCAA
Molecule: messenger RNA, 842 nt
Organism: Brachypodium distachyon (stiff brome)
Lineage: Eukaryota; Viridiplantae; Streptophyta; Magnoliopsida; Poales; Poaceae
Exons: 3
Coding region: 25-603 (192 amino acids)
Source: RefSeq, a predicted model, not a curated record